Molecule: messenger RNA, 1218 nt
Organism: Pochonia chlamydosporia 170
Lineage: Eukaryota; Fungi; Ascomycota; Sordariomycetes; Hypocreales; Clavicipitaceae
Product: protein kinase-like protein
Exons: 2
Coding region: 1-1218 (405 amino acids)
Source: RefSeq, a predicted model, not a curated record
AUGGCACAACCAGCAAAUUACCAGGCAUAUCUUGAAUCGCUAUUUCCCAAUACCACCUGGGAAAUACAGCGUCUCACAGGUGGAUUGGUCAAUUCAACUUCACGAGCGACAAAGACCUCGGGGACCUGCAAAUACGACAGUGUCAUCAUCAAGCACGCUCGCCCGUAUAUUGAGUGCGCGGGUCCAGAAUGGGCAUUUUCCACAGAUCGCCAGACAAUCGAAGCCAUCGUUCUCGAGUUGUGGUCAGAGUCCGGUCUGCUGUAUGAGUCUCGCACGUCAACUCCGCCUUGGCACAUACCACAACUUAUUCGACAUGAUCGCGGCAAAGAGUCUGCGCUUAAAUUAAACGACUCGGACCUAGAAGCCUCUGUUAUUACGCUACUUGACCUCGGAAAACUUGUCAACAUUGUGCAAUUUCUUCGCGCCGUCGCAAAAACCCCAAGUAUUGCGAAUGACGAACAAAUUGCACACAUUGGGUCAACCGUCGGCCAAGCAUUUGCGCUUACACAUAGCGAAGAGACGACCAAACGCAUCUUGGAAAAUACCGAAACAGCUCAAGUUUUGACGCAUUCCAUGGCCGAGUCUGUUGUGUGGAAAGCGGCCAUUGAACCAGUCCAGGAGCGCUUGGCAGGUCGUCAAAACGGACAAUCACUUUAUGAUCGAAUUGUUCAGGAGUGGAAAUCGCCAAAAUAUGAGACGAGAACUUGCUUCUCACUCGGUGACUUUACACCGGGCACAGUCCUACUGAAGGACCCAAGUUCUGGAAGCAGCGAUUUGACUCCCAUCAUUGUCGACUGGGAGUUCGCACAGGUCAAUGGACACGGAGUAAAUGGCGACAUUGCUCAGUUUUUAGCGAGCAUUUGUUGUGAAAUUAUUAGUGCAAAGGCCGAUUCUGUUCUUCAUGCUUUAUUACUACACUUUACUACAAGUUUCUGUGUGGGUUACCGCGAGGCAGCCAAGUUACACGUUAAAAGGGCUGCGGAUGACGGAAAUCUGCAAUUGCUUCGCUCGGCGUUCAUUAUGGCGGGCAGGGAGAUAAUAAACCAGGCGCAUGAUGUGUACGGAAAAAGUGAGUAUUUUCAAGAUAUGUUGGACAGGGGAGUGUGGUAUGUUGAGCAUGCUGGUGCGGAUAUGGAGGAGUUUAUUGGCGAUGGGAACUGGGCUGAGAUUAUGAAGGAGGAGGGGUUAUUGUUGCAGUCUUUGUUUAUACAAGAUUAA